Procambarus clarkii (red swamp crayfish) is the source of this 5299-nucleotide messenger RNA. RefSeq lists its product as uncharacterized. The record is from RefSeq and is a predicted model, not a curated record. NCBI's taxonomy places the organism in Eukaryota, Metazoa, Arthropoda, Malacostraca, Decapoda, Cambaridae.
CGUAUGUACUAGCUCUAUCUAUAAAUCCAACAUUAUGUUUGUAAAUCAUCUAUGUAUAUACUUUUCCUGAAUAAAAAAAAAUUAUUUUGAAUUUUGAAUUGUUGUUCUAAGGGCAGCAACGGGCUAGGCCGUAUGACCCCUGCCAAUCUGAAUCCGAAUUGGGAGAUUACAAUGCUAGGUAUAGUAUAUUCUCUUGGUGGUUUGACAAGUCUCGAUGUAGUUCUAUAUAUGAAAGCAUAUAAGCAUAUUUCUAUUAGAUAAAUAUACCAGUGAGGAAGAGGAGACAGCUUAAUAUUGGUGGGUGCAGUCUGGUAGUGAUUGGCAACCCUCCAUCUAAUUACCAAAAGCUUCGUAGUAUUACGUAAGUAAUGAAGAAAUAUGAUAUAUUUACUCACUAUAAUGUUGGUGCUGAAUGUAGAACAUGGAAAACACAAUAUUUUUACUCUGACAUAUCAUUUUAUAACGAAAUUAAACGAAACAAUGUAGCAGGUGACGCCACAAAGUCGACGCUCCAAGCGACACUUGUAGCUUUCAGUAAUUAGAUGGAUGAAAUUUCGUUAUUAUAUUAUAUUAUCUAAAGUAAACGAAUGUUUUUUCAUGUUGUACAUUCAAUACCAACAUUAUAGUGAGUAAAUAUAUCGUAUUUCUCCAUUACUUGCUUAAUGGUAGGAAGGUUUGGGGUGAUAAGCGAGCCGCACUGGGAAGUUCAAGAAAGGAGCGUGAGGCGGGGCAUAUGAAGGUUAAGCGGCUGGCAACGAUUCCUGAGAUUGGUCAAGCAUUAUCCCAGAGCUGAAUUGUAGCAGUGACAAAGACCUGGCUAAGAUCACUCCUCUCGUAGGUGAUGUGGAACAACACAUUAUGAAAAAUAAACUGGGUUGCAGGGACAUUGAUAUCCAUAACAACCACAAGAUAAGGUACUCCUAGCAGGGAAAAAAGGAGACUACUGAUAUAACAAGAUGGAAAGUAUGAGCCAUAAUCACCCAACUGUCUUCCCUAUUAACAAAGAUCAGAAUAUGCAAAAAUAUGUAGGCCAAAAUCAAUUAUCACUGGAAGCUUAUAAACAAAACACAGUAACACCUAAUGCGUGGCCUAACUCUGGAAAUUACAAUGUCGCAGGGACUCAGACAGGUCCAUUAUUGAACCAGUCACGAUCCACUACUAAUAAACAGUUAAAACCCUGGCCAAAUUUGUCUCUGAUAAAGCAGCAUCCUCAAAGUCAUCAAGGGGCAAGUCAACAACUGCAUUCAUCAACAAGAGUGUCACAUGUGAGUAACUUGCAGCAUGUACAGGAGCACCAGCAGCCGAUUGUUGAGCCAGUAGCCAACACACAGUUUUCAUCUGCUAAGCAACAACAGGGCAACCAACCACAGACAGUAAUGCAGAAACGUCUGGCUAUUUGGGAGACAUAUAUGGCACGUAGCCUUCAGCAAUACAUCACGGAAAGAAGCCCACAGCAAUCCGGUAAUAUUUCAAGAUCAGUUAGACAAGUGGCCCAGUGCCAUAGUUCACAAAUUAAUAAUCCCAUCACUCAGACUAAUGUCUCUCAUCAAUUUCAUCAAAAUAUGGGGCACCAAUCCUUCCACCUUGACUCUUCAAUUAGCUCUCAAAUUACAGCUAAACAAUCAACUCAAAACAUCCCUCCACAUCAGAAUGUCAGAGUUCAACAACAUGUUGUAGAAGACAGCCAAUUGCAAAAUUCCCAAGCUGGGCACUUGCCACUAAACAAAAUUAGACAGCAACCAGUUCAGGAUAAAAUACAACCACAUGCUAGGCAGCCUACUAAUAGUUGUGAAGCAUCUUCAGCAGAAGUAGAAAUUAUUUCGUGCCAUAUGGUACCACCUAAUUCAAACGUACAGACAACCUCUCAAAAUCGAAUUGGUUCUAACGAAUUACCCUCUUAUCAGUGGACAAUGCAACAGCAACUUCAAGAGAGAAACCACUUGCAAUCAUAUAGUCAUACUCAACAGAUUCAGAAAUGUAAAGAUUUUAACAAGAAUUUGAAUCCUUAUUGGUCAACAUUAGUGAUGAGAUCACACAAAGGAUUAGGAGAUAAAACUGAAUCUUCUAAGAGAACUCAUCAGAUCAAAUAUAUUGUAUAUCCACUUCAUUAUAAAGGAAAACAUGUAUCAGAAAGUGUGCCUAAACCAUGUUUAGGGCAGGAUAAUUCCAUGCAGGAAUCACACCAGAUUAAUACCAGCAGUAACUUGACCCAAGUUACACAGCAAAAGACUCAUGACGUCACUUCAUCAAAUCAUCAUACUAUGGAUGCUGUUCAACCAUCUGUAAGCUGUUUAAGCAAAAAUUCAAGUUUAAACCUCACUCCACCUCCAUCCCCUCCAUCACCUCCAUCAAACAACAUAUCUGGCAAGAUUUGUUCUAAAGGAAAUUCUGCUAAUUGCCUCAUUAGUAAUGCAGAAUCACAUGCCAGUAGUAGUUCGCAAGGUGCAUUUAGAAAAAGAAAAGUGCAUUUAGGAAAACAGUCAGACUUGACCUCGGCUUCAGUUGUUGUACAGCCGUGUCAAGCUGCAGUUUGCAAUGCUUCUCCAACAGAGUAUGUGGAAAGUCACAGUGAAUUAGCAAAGCUCUUGGGUUAUAAGCCUCCUUUAGACCUCUCUACAACACUUAAGCCUACAAAAGGUAAAAUAAUAGAUGAAGAUGUUUGUAAAGCACAGAGUUCUUCACGUCAAGGAAUCAUAGAAAAUAAUUCUGACAUUAUGUUUAGGCAACUUGAAAAUAGAAUUAACUUCACAGAAGAUAGGGACAUAGAUGACAUGUCUUCUAGACCAGAGAGAAACACACGCAAACUGAUGAAAAUACAAUCAUCCAAUCUGCCAAGUCUAUCUUUGGAUCAUACACACAUUCAUAACUCAAACAUGCUCUCUUCAUCACUCUCACAUUCCACUUAUAUAUUACCUUCAUUAAUCAGCGCAUCCUCCACACCUACCAUGCUCUCCACACCCACCAUGCUCUCCACACCUACCAUGCUCUCCACACCUACCAUGCCCUCCACACCCACCAUGCUCUCCACACCUAUCAUGCCCUCCACACCCACCAUGCUCUCCACACCUACCAUGCCCUCCACACCCACCAUGCUCUCCACACCUACCAUGCCCUCCACACCCACCAUGCUCUCCACACCUACCAUGCCCUCCACACCCACCAUGCCCUCCACACCCACCAUGCCCUCCACACCCACCAUGCUCUCCACACCUAUCAUGCUCUCCACACCUACCAUGCCCUCCACACCUAUCAUGCCCUCCACACCAACCAUGCCCUCCACACCAACCAUGCCCUCCACACCCACCAUGCCCUCCACACCUACCAUGCCCUCCACACCCACCAUGCUCUCCACACCAACCAUGCCCUCCACACCAACCAUGCCCUCCACACCAACCAUGCCCUCCACACCCACCAUGCCCUCCACACCAACCAUUAUUCAACAUGAUAGUGAUAUAGACAAAUUCAGGAUUGAUACUGCCUCUAAGGAUGCUCCUCUGAAUGAAAUACAACUUUCUGAUGAUCUGAUGAAAGACAUUGAGGUUCAGUGUUAUGUCUGUGACAGUAUUGUGAAUGGAAAUGAAAUUACAGCUCACUUGUAUUUUGGGACACUUUCAUGUUCAUCUUGCCCUGUAGAAAUUGUAAGCUGUGAUAUGAUGAAUACUAAUUAUACACACAAUAAGUGUUCAGUUCAUACUUGUCAAAAGCAUGAUUUGUCAAAAUGGUCACAUGACCCUAUUCAGUUUUUAAAUCAUUAUGUAGAGAAAGACCUGCUCUACAGAAAGUUUUGUGAAGAUGUGCAUGCUACAGUGACACGUGAAGAGUUAGACAGAGAAAUUGAACAAUAUGUUUCACAAUUAUCUGUCCUUUUGCCAUAUCAACCCUGGAGGUCUGCAUUACUAAAGUGCAAAGAAUAUGCAUCAAAGGCAAAGUCGGUUAUUGACCCGACCUCACAAAAUGAACCUAGUGCAGGGAACAGUAGUAUUUCUGGCGAGGAUGUGGAUUCGGAGAAUAAAAGUCUCGCCGGUCUCUUGCCAAAACCUCCAAGUUACCUUCGGAAAUCGUCCAGAUUGAAUGAGCCUUGUAUUAUAGCAACGCCUAUUGAUGGAAGGUUCCUGGUGGUGAGGCUGCCCACACAGCCAUGCCCAGAGUGCUGUCCAGAGUGCUACACCACCAUUUGUCCCUCAAAGUGUACUGUAAAUGUAAAAACUUUUAUCGUAACCUAUGUUUGUGUAUAUUGCUACCUGACCAUAUAUAUUACAAGUGAUCAAAUGGACGAGUCUACUCCAAGCAUUGUUUUCGAGAAUAGAAAUGCAAAGUUAAGGAAAGACGUUCCAAAAUCGGCCAAACCUGUAAGUAAAAUAAUUCUUCAUACGUGAUGUAAAAAAGAAAAUUAAUGGUAUUGCAAAAUGGAAAAUGUUAUGGAAAUAACUGAUUAUAGAACAGUUUUAGUAUAAUAAAGUACAAAUUUUUAUAAUCAAAUAAUUUUUGUGUAUUACCUUUGAUAAUUAAGCAGCCUAUAAUGUUCAGGUAGAACACGCUUUGGAAGUGCCUUACCUCAAACACAGUGUGCACACACCCGAGUUAUGUUGUCACUAAAGUCGUCCUAUCAAUAGGUAAUUUUAAAUGAUGGAUAAGUUAAAGGCUUCAGGAUUAAUAUGUUAACCAAGGAGGAACAAUGUGGAUAUUAAGAUAUUUAAAUUAGUAAAAGUUAUAGUAACAUAAAUAGGAACCACAAUGUUAUGAUUUAUGUUACUUUAGCAAGAGGUCACAAUUUGUAAAAUUAUCAUGUAGCUGAAUAAUCUUCUCACUGAUCUAAUUAUUGUGUUCAUUAUAAGUUUUUCUGUAAUUGCAAUAAUUUUUAAUUUGCAUCUCUAUCCUCAUGUAGCUUCCCUAAGUUAUUUGUUAUACCAUCUGCACUAGUAAACAUUGGGUGGGGUAAUGAGAGUACACUAGAGUUCUUGGAUGUGCCGUAUCAGGCUUUGAAGGUGACUUCCACAAUGUUUUCUUUCAGUAAACUGCACUUGUUAAUCAUCUAUUCAGAAUGUGUUUCAUAACAUUUGACUCACUGCCCAUAUACAUGUACUGUAUUUAGAUAUACUGUACUAUACUGUACAGCCUUUGUUGUAAAUUCCCAGGAUGCUAUGUAUAACAUUUCAGAAGUUUCCCGAGACCCUUGUAAAUAACUAAUCACAAUUAUUCUGUAGCUUUUUGAUAUAGUAUAUCCCACUCUCUCAACUAUACCCAAAAAAAUAAUAUAAUUUUCACUUCUACAUCACAAAAUAAAUGCAAUUGCAAGUUA